Molecule: messenger RNA, 2157 nt
Organism: Brassica napus (rape)
Lineage: Eukaryota; Viridiplantae; Streptophyta; Magnoliopsida; Brassicales; Brassicaceae
Product: F-box protein At4g00893-like
Exons: 2
Coding region: 658-2007 (449 amino acids)
Molecular function (GO): protein binding
Source: RefSeq, a predicted model, not a curated record
AUUUGGAAUUAUUCUCCAAAAAUGAAGAGAAGAAAUUAUGGAUCAAGUUAAAGGCCAAUAAGAAAAUGAAAGGAGGAAGAAAAGACGAGUUGGACCAAGAAUAUGAGAAAAAAUAUUUUGUCAAGUAGAGCCUAACAAAAAGAAAAGAAAGAAAAGUAUGGGACAAAGACGAAGCUGCACAUGCUGCACGAGUCAAAAAAAAACUAUAAGAAAUGGUUCAUAACAGGAGCUGUUAAGCAAAUAAAAACUCACAUGAACAAGAUUAUAUGGUGAUGGUAUGAAGGUAAAGAAAACACUGCACAUGAUGCACAACUGAAAAAAGGGAACCAUAAGAUGUUUCAAUUUAGGUUUAAUAUUAAGUUUCCAAAUAAUUUUGAAGAUAUUUUCUAACCAUAAUAUAAACUUAAUUUUGAAUCACAAUAUAAACAUAAUUUGGUUUGGUUUAUGUUAUGUUAUUUCUUCUUAACAUCAAAAUGUCAUUUUAUUAAUCAAAGAACGGUUGGUCUGAGAAGAGGUGGUUUAGUUAAUGUUAAAGUUUAUUUUUAGUCAUUUUUAUAAUUUAUAAAGAAAUAAUAAAAUUUGAAUAAAAAUAAUAAAUGAUGGGACCUAGUGUUGACACUUUGCGUUCGUAUUUCGCCCGUUACAAGGGCGCAUUCAAUGUUUUGCCAAGUCAGCCGAACCGGACUUAACAAUUUAGCCGAUGGCUCCUUUGGUUUGGUCGCACCAAUUAGGGUUUUUGAAGUAAUAUAUAAGGGCUACGAGUGGACUUGGCCAUUCUUCUGGAUGCUACAUUUUGUGCUUGCUGUUAUUUUCUUAAUAUAUGGCUCGUGCUACAAAUAUUCAACUCCUUCGUCUCUCUCGUCUAUCACUAUGGCUGGCCGGAAAGGGACGAUUUACUCGCCAACCGUAGAUGUCAAAGGAAAUGGGUUUCUUGAGCGCAAGAAAGGGAGCAAAGAAGCAGCAAAUCCAAGUUUUGCUGACCUUCCAUUAUGCCUACUGGAAGUAAUAAUAUCUCAACUUGACUUAAAAGAUAACAUACGUGCCUCCGCUACCUGCAAAACAUGGCGCGAAGCCGGUCUAUAUGUCCGGUUAGUAGACAAGCCUCCCUGGCUAAUGUACUUACCGAAACGUGGCAACUCGUUUGAAAUGUACGACCCAUUGCAAAAGAAGAUGUACACACUGAAUCUACCUGAGCUAUCUAAAUCCACAGUGUGUUACUCAAGAGACGGAUGGUUACUUAUGCGCAAAACCGCUUCACACCAAAUAUUUUUCUUCAAUCCGUUUACCCGUAAGCUCAUAAACUUACCAAAGCUUGAGUUAUCAUACGAUGCAAUUGCUUUCUCUUGCGCACCUACAUCAGGUACUUGUGUUGUGCUAGCGUUUAAGAAUGUUGAGUAUGGUACAGUCACUACGAGCACUUGCCAUCCCGAAGCAACCGAGUGGGUUACUGAAGGUUUAGUUUGUUAUAUUCGUUAUAGAAGUGAUUCACUUAAGCACAGCAAUAUUGUCUAUGCAAACCGUCGCUUCUAUUGCCUAGACGAUAAAGGACGCUUAUAUUACUUUGAACCGUCUUCUCGAGAAUGGUCUUUUAGUUACACGUAUUCACCGCCGUGUCCUUAUAUCUCUUCUAGAUAUGAGCGAAAGAAGAAAAGAGUUUUCUUGGCGGUGCGUAAAGGAGUGUUCUUUACAAUAUAUACAUGCGGAGGUGAGAAACCUAUGGUGUAUAAACUGGAUGAAUCUUCGGACUGGGAGGAGAUCAAUAGUACUACGCUUGAUGGCUUGACAAUUUUCACGAGUCUUUAUUCUUAUGAGAUGAGAGUUAAUCUCCCAUGGAUGAGGCAUAGUGUUUACUUCCCGAAGGUUCGUUUAAGCAACAAGUGUUGUGUAUCGUAUUCGUUUAAUGAAGAGAGGUACUUCCCGCGUAAGCAGUGGCAGGAACAGGAGGACUUAUGUCCUGUUGAGAAUCUUUGGAUAAGGCCACCUAAGAAAGCUAUAGAGUACAUGUGAAGCUAGCGCAAUGGUGAGUGUCAGAUCAUUUCAUUUAUCUUAAGACGUUUCUCUCUUCUUUUUUAUUGCUUUGGACCAGCUGAGAUACUUGCUUUAUUUAUUAUGUUUAUCUACUUUUUUUAAUCUAAUUAUAAAGAUUUGAUUUUUUUA